Haliotis rufescens (red abalone) is the source of this 788-nucleotide messenger RNA. Its product is annotated as cuticle collagen 34-like. Lineage: Eukaryota; Metazoa; Mollusca; Gastropoda; Lepetellida; Haliotidae. The record is from RefSeq and is a predicted model, not a curated record. The transcript has a single exon. The coding region runs from base 1 to 414 and encodes 137 amino acids.
AUGACCCCGGCUCUCCAGGGAGCCCAUGUUGCCCUGCCGCCUCAGGGAGCCCAAGUUCCACCACCGACCCUGUUAGCCGAAGUUUCCCCGCCGACCCAGGGAGCCCAGGUUCCCCAGGGAGCCAGGGAGCCCCUGUUGCCCCGCCGCUCCAGGGGCCCUGGUUACCCCACCUCCCCAUGGAACCAAUGUUCCCCAGGGAGAAGAGAUUCUCCCGCUUCCCCAUGGAGCCCAGGUUCCCCCGCCGUCCCAUGGAGUCAAGGUUCCCCCGCCAUCUCAAGGACCACAGAUUCCUCCGCCGCUCCAGGCAGCCCAGGUUCCCCCGCCACCUCAGGGAAACCACGUUCACCUGCUACCCCAGGGAGCCAAGGUUCCCCCGCCAUCCAAGGACCACAGAUUCCCCCACCACCCCAGUAAGCCCAGGGUCCCCCACCAACCCAGGGACCACAGAUUUACCCGCCGCUCCAGGGACCACAGAUUCCAACGUCAUCCCAAUGGAGCCGAGGCCACCCGUAAAACCCUUAAAAACAUAUUAUGUAUAUAAUGUUGUUACAGCAGGUUACAAAAAGAAUGUUCGUAUUUAAAGCAAUUAGAUUAAUCUUUGAAGAGAUAAAAAUCAGGUAAACAUAUAUUAAUGUUCAGGUCUCCAUAUUUCCUAUAAUCCCCGUCAGCAUGUAUUUACAACGUGUGGGCGAUUGAUAAAAUGUUACUUUUGGAACCAACUUGACCCGUGAAGAUCCGGGUAGAGAAUAGGUCUUCAGCAACCAAUGUUUGCGGUAAAAGACGACUUU